CAAAUCAGCAGCCGAGCCAGGCCCCGCCGCCGCUCGCCCGCUGAUAAAAGCCGCUGCCCGGGCCGUGCUCGUCCCUUCUCGCAAGACCCAGACCCGCUGCACCAAUGGCUCAAGACACAGUGCAGAUCUGCCCCUCAGAGAGAGACUUUAUCUUGUCCCCUCACAGUAAGAAGCUCCCCAAAAGGAUGGCGUCCCUCUUGGAGCUGAAGGAGAUCUUCCGCAGCGCUGACGCCGUCUGCUUUGACGUGGACAGCACGGUGAUCAGGGAGGAGGGCAUCGACGAGCUCGCCAAGUUCUGCGGGGUCGGAGACGCCGUGGCAGAGAUGACCCGCAGAGCCAUGGGUGGCACUGUGACAUUCAAAGCAGCUUUAACAGCACGACUAGGCCUCAUACGUCCCUCCUAUGAGCAAGUGCAGAAAUUAAUAUCCGACAACCCACCUCAGCUAACACCAGGAAUCAGGGAGCUGGUGAGCAGGCUGCAUCAACGAGGGGUCCAGGUCUUCCUAGUCUCUGGGGGCUUUCAGAGCAUCGUGGAGCAUGUGGCAGCACAGCUGAACAUCCCAACAGCAAACAUCUUUGCCAACAGGCUGAAGUUUUACUUUAAUGGAGAAUAUGCAGGAUUUGAUGAAACACAACCAACAGCUGAAUCAGGGGGGAAAGGAAAGGUUAUUACUCAUCUGAAGGAACAGUUCCACUUUAAGAAAGUAGUUAUGAUUGGAGAUGGAGCUACAGACAUGGAAGCCUGUCCCCCUGGUGACUGCUUCAUUGGAUUUGGAGGAAAUGUAGUCAGAAAGCAAGUGAAAGAGAAAGCUAAGUGGUACAUUACUCACUUUGAUGAACUGCUAAAGGAGCUGGAAGAACGAUAAAUUAUCCCAUAAAGUAAUAUAUUUAACAACUGUAAAUCCAUUAUACAAUGCAAUUAAACAUUUAUUUGUUUGCAAA
Molecule: messenger RNA, 942 nt
Organism: Apus apus (common swift)
Lineage: Eukaryota; Metazoa; Chordata; Aves; Apodiformes; Apodidae
Gene: PSPH
Product: phosphoserine phosphatase
Exons: 5
Coding region: 105-866 (253 amino acids)
Biological process (GO): L-serine biosynthetic process; dephosphorylation
Cellular component (GO): cytoplasm
Molecular function (GO): L-phosphoserine phosphatase activity; magnesium ion binding
Source: RefSeq, a predicted model, not a curated record